Messenger RNA from Zophobas morio, 582 nucleotides. RefSeq names its product protein CutA homolog. Gene Ontology annotation, biological process: response to metal ion. The transcript is spliced from 2 exons. Gene Ontology annotation, molecular function: copper ion binding. The coding region runs from base 49 to 480 and encodes 143 amino acids. The record is from RefSeq and is a predicted model, not a curated record. NCBI's taxonomy places the organism in Eukaryota, Metazoa, Arthropoda, Insecta, Coleoptera, Tenebrionidae.
AUAAAACGUUCCAUUCAAUUAUUGUAAUUAUUUUUAAAAAAUCGGCGAAUGUAUUUUGCACAAAGAUUGCUAUUAUCUACUCUAAUAUUAGCAACUAGAAGAUUCUCAACGCUAGCUCAAAAUAUGUCAGAAAUACCACAAAACAGUGCUUAUGUUCCUGGUACUCAUUCUGUUGCGUAUGUCACAACACCAAAUGAAAAAGUUGCCAAAGAAAUAGCUCAUGGACUAGUCAAACAAAAACUUGCUGCCUGUGUAAAUGUUAUCCCAAAAAUUACUUCAAUAUAUGAGUGGGAGGAUAAAAUAAAUGAAGAUUCAGAAGUUCUAAUGAUGAUCAAAACAAGAACGUCAAAAGUUGAUGCUUUAACUGAGUAUGUUAAAUCUAAUCAUCCUUAUUCUGUUUGUGAAGUAAUCUCACUACCUAUUGAGAAAGGGAAUGAUGCAUAUUUGAAGUGGAUCGGAGAGAUUGUACCUGAGAAGUAGAUAACGUUAGUGUUAACAUGUGUAAUUAUUUUCUUUUAGAAAAGUCGAACUAUUGAUAUUGUGUUAAAUUGUGUACUGAUUAAUAAAACCAAGUUACAAAUA